Cheilinus undulatus (humphead wrasse) is the source of this 2823-nucleotide messenger RNA. RefSeq names its product Rho guanine nucleotide exchange factor (GEF) 25b (gene arhgef25b). Bases 177 to 2114 code for a protein of 645 amino acids. Gene Ontology annotation, molecular function: guanyl-nucleotide exchange factor activity. The transcript has 15 exons. Gene Ontology annotation, biological process: axon guidance. Gene Ontology annotation, cellular component: plasma membrane; cytoplasm. The record is from RefSeq and is a predicted model, not a curated record. Lineage: Eukaryota; Metazoa; Chordata; Actinopteri; Labriformes; Labridae.
GCAGUUUUUCUUUUUCAUCUCAGGAGAUUCUUCUCAGAUUUGGAACAUGACUGUGGGCUUCCCUGGGAUGCUACAGCUGGAGUAGUUUGGUUGUUACACUUUUGCUUCUGUGUGUGUCCACCCAGCAUGAUGUCUCCAUCUGAUAGUUUUGAGUCUGACAGCAGGAGUGGAUCAUCAUGAGAGGGGGUCACCAACAGCGAGGAUGUGGGUGUCGGCACCUAUUCAGAAAACUCCUCAGUAAAUGUGGCUGCUGCUUUGUCCAAGGUAGAGCGGAGUCAUACUCUGUGGCGUGCAAUCACAGCAGCAUUUCGCCAUCAGUGGGCUCUGUGCCCCACCAGGCCUCAGGCAACUCCAGCCCCUGCUCACACUCCUCAUCCGGAGGAUCACGGCACCCUGUCAGCGCUCUCAAGAAAUGGCUCACCUUUCCCGUUCGCAAACUGAGCACUGAUGCCAGAGGAGGAGUGGGAAAUACAGAGAAGCAGAUGUGCAGGUCAGAUGGGAGGCAGCCGCCAUCGCUCCUUUCCCACAGUGAAGCUCAGCUGAGGCCUCUGGAGCCACAUAACAGCUAUACCAUCCUACCCUGUGGAUACACGGUGUGGCGAGACGGGAUAUUCAGUCCAGAAGCUCUUUCUCCUCAACAACUGUCCUGUCAGAGCCCCUUAUCUGACCUCCUGCAAGGAAGAGACACUCAGAAUCAAAGUCAAACAUCCAGUAUGAACAAUCUUCAGGGAGGAGAUGGCUGUUCUCUGACUGAUGACUUGGCCAACCAGUGGUCUGCUACAGUGGACAGUGAGGAGGAGAGAAACAUCGCCUUAGAAAAGAGCAUAUAUGUGCUGACAGAGCUGGUAGAGACAGAGAGGUUAUAUGUGGAAGAUCUUGGACUCAUAGUGCAGGGCUACAUGGCCUCUAUGGCUAAUCAGGGGGUUCCAGAGGACAUGAAAGGGAAGGACAGGAUUGUAUUCGGGAACAUCCACCAGAUUUACGACUGGCAUAAGGAUUAUUUCCUGGGAGAGCUGGAGAAAUGUGUGGGUGAUCCAGACAGUCUGGCCCAGCUCUUCAUCAAACAUGAGCGGCGUCUUCACAUGUAUGUGGUUUACUGUCAGAAUAAACCCAAAUCAGAGCACAUUGUCUCAGAGUACAUUGAGACCUACUUUGAGGAUCUCAGACAGCAGCUGGGUCACAGGCUGCAACUCAACGACCUGCUCAUCAAACCUGUUCAGAGGAUCAUGAAGUAUCAGCUGUUGCUCAAGGACUUCCUGAAGUACUACAGCAAAGCAGGACGGGAUGUUGAGGAGCUGCAGAGGGCGGUGGAGGUGAUGUGCUUUGUGCCAAAGCGCUGUAACGAUAUGAUGAAUGUGGGCAGACUUCAAGGUUUUGAGGGGAAGAUCACAGCUCAGGGGAAGCUGCUCCAGCAGGAUACUUUCUCCGUCAGUGAGCAGGAAGGUGGUCUCCUGUCCAGGCCAAGGGAGAGGCGGGUCUUCCUGUUUGAGCAACUGGUCAUUUUCAGUGAGCCGAUAGAUAAGAAAAAAGGCUUUGCUUUGCCAGGCUACAUUUUCAAAAACAGCAUCAAGGUAAGCUGUUUGGGUGUGGAGGAUCACUCUGAGGAAGAUCCAUGCUGUCUGGCUCUGACCUCCCGCGGGACAAAUGGCGCCUUGACACGCUUCAUCAUGCAGGCAUCAUCUCCAGAUAUACAGAAAGCUUGGCUCAGUGACGUGGUCCAGAUCUUAGAGACGCAGAGGAACUUCCUCAAUGCCCUUCAGUCUCCAAUAGAGUACCAACGCAAGGAGAGCAAGUCAAACAGCCUGGGCAGGAACAUGAAGUCUCCGUCUACACCAGCAUCAGGACUUAGACCUCACUCCUCAGCAUCCAUGGACCGACGUCAGCAGCCAUGCAAGUUGACCUACAACUCCUCACUGCCCUCUCUGCAUCCAACACAACACAGCCGCACCUCCCAGGGGAUACAUGGACAUGGGACAUCCAACGGCCUGACCCGUAGUUUACAGAGCAUGCAGGGUGUGACUGCAAGUUUCCAGACAACCACAUUAAAUGAAGGUGGGCUUUAUUCUGCACAUCAACCAAAGGACCUGGAUAAGCUGACGGAGAGCAAGCAGUGACAUGAGAAGAAAAAUGGACUCAGUUUGCUCCUAUGGAUUAUGAAUGACUCUUAAAUUCAGAGUCAUAGACUAAAUAUAUCCUUACUUACAGUCAGUGAUGCUCUGUCAGCAUCUUUGUUUCACUCCUGUCUUUGUAGACAGUGCGUCUGUCUUUAUGUGUUGUCUUUAUAUUUCUGCUGAAUACUGUUAUGGCUGACCUGGAUCUGAUACUGUGUGGUAAUACAGGUGGGACUGUGUGUACGUUAACUCUGCAUACACAGACGUCAAGAAAAGUAGAAAUCAAAUGUCCAAAAAUAUGUUGUAUAUGGAUACAUUUCUAAUAUUUUCCAUUGAAAAUUUCCUUGAUGGAUAUUUUUGUAAUGCAUAAUAUUUUCAUAGGAGACUGAUUCCUCUGUUCCCUCUGAGACCUGCAUCUGAAAUCCCUCUCAGACUCUGUCCUCAAAUAACUGCAUCCCAGAGCAGCUGUAGAGUCCAGCUUCACCGUCACCAUGGGAUAUGAACCUAUCAGAGUUGUGUGCAUCUGUGCAUUCCCUGUAGGUUGGAAAAGUUGCUGUGAUUUCCCCCUGUAGAGCUAUUUUAACCCCACCAUUGUUAGUGCUAUCUAAACGAAACACAUGGAAAAAGAAUCAAGCGGAAAGAGGAAAAGGGGCAUGAAAGAUAAAACAGAGGUUCACAUCUGUCACUGUCUUCUGUGAUGUAAAUAAUCUCA